GAGGGCUUGAGUAGUUUGAGGUGCUAAGUGAAGGUGCUCAUUUUUCCCUUUUUUUUUCUAUUUUCUACUUUUUUUUUCCCCCUCCGGUCUUCUCCUUUUCCCUUCGUCGUCGUCGCCCUGUUGCUUCACACCUGUUACCUUCCUCUGGACUUACCCUGAGCUUGUCCUCUUGGAUCCUCCCCUAGCUGCAACAUUGUCCUGUAGGACCUAUCAUCUGUAUCAAUCUUCAUCAUGACUGGCGCUCUGUCCCUUUCGAGCUUUUCUUCCAACGACACGCUCCUCAAGCUCCCCCAUCCCCAUCUCGCCGAGUACACCAUCCGCAGAGCCUUCAGCCGCGAUGAAUUCGCCGGAAAAUCCCAGGACGGGGGCUUACACUUCUACCAGCUGAUCGCCCGUGACAACCAAUCGCAAAAGUCUCCUCAGUCUCCUCAGUCUCUGCCAGAACCCCUACACAAGGCCGAUUUCUACUUCACCGAGCCGGCCUUCCUCAAGUCGAGCGAGCUGCCACCGGACUCCAACAACAGUGCCUGGGCUCGUGCAAGACGGUCUCCCAGCUGCGUGUCUUCCUGGGAUGGCCCGCAUCCGCCGACUCUGGCGCAAGCAUGGCUGCUAGUCUAUGCUCUCUUCACCAUUCAGCCGACCGCAGAGCUCGCGCGGUGGGAGCUGCGUGGCAAGGCCGCGUCCCUUCUGGGACAACAGCUGAAGGACGUCUUGUUGGCGAUCGACCACCCCGUGCAGGCCGGCCAGGAGGCACCCGAAUCUACCCCGACCAAGACCACCGUCGUUCUCCUCCGCAGCGCCUUCUGGCAGGGCGCCGGCUCCCCCUUCGGCCCCCGCGCCGCCUGGCUCCCUUCCGAGUCGCCCUCUUCCCUGCCGCCCUCGCGCCCACUCUCCUCCUAUCCCCUGACGCCGCUUCAGCACACCAUGACCCUUACCCCGGCUGGUGACCCGUCGAACCCGACUCUGCACCAGCAAGCAUGCCACCCGAUCCGCCCGGCGAAGCCUGCCCCCGGCGCGGUGGUCUAUAGCCGCUGGAUCCCGCACCUCAAGGAGACGUUUUCCAUGGUGUGCCUCGACUACCACGACGAGGAGCAUCUUCGUCUCUUUCAUGAGUGGCAGAACGACCCGCGCGUCUCGCAGGGCUGGAACGAGACGGGCACCUUGGAACAACACCGCGAGUACCUUGGCCGGAUCCAUGACGACCCGCACCAGUUCGCCUUGCUUGCGGCCUGGGAAGGCACAUUUUUCGCCUAUUUUGAGGUGUAUUGGGCCAAGGAGGACAAACUCGGCGGCUACUACGAUGCCCAAGACUGGGACCGUGGUCGCCAUUCCCUGGUCGGCGACGUGCGGUUUCGCGGCCCCCAUCGCGUGAGCGCUUGGUGGUCGUCCCUCAUGCACUACCUCUUCCUCGACGACCCUCGAACCACCUUCGUUGUCGGCGAGCCCAAGAAGACCAACGACACGGUGCUCAUGUACGACUUGAUGCACGGGUUUGGGCUCGACAAGUUUGUCGACCUGCCGCAUAAGCGGAGCGCUUUUGUCCGCUGCUCGAGGGAGCGGUUUUUCCAGCUUUGCCCCCUGGGUGACAACGAAAAGGUGGUUGGCGGUAUGCGCAUCGGCUUGGUCCCGAAGCUGUGAGACCAGCUCUGCUCGGGCUUCGAUUUUUCUUUUCCUGGGGGGGUUUUCUUUUUUCUUUUUUUUCCCUUGUGAUCUAUACCAUCGGAGUUUUGGUUUUCGGAUCCGCAUCAGUUCGUAUUGGAAAUAUAAGACAUGUCGAGUAUAAAAGAAAAGCAAAAUUGGAUACAUCAACUUCUAUCGAAUCCAUGAAAGCAAGAGAAAAGGCAUUGUAUGCUCCGUACUGAGAUGCGGAAACCAUGCUACCCCUUCGCCGUGUUGUCUAGCCUCUAGGUCAGUUUUCCCAUAAUAUGUCCAUACACGCUAC
This is a messenger RNA of Sodiomyces alkalinus F11, 1942 nucleotides long. RefSeq names its product aerobactin siderophore biosynthesis protein iucB. Gene Ontology annotation, biological process: siderophore biosynthetic process. Bases 232 to 1638 code for a protein of 468 amino acids. Lineage: Eukaryota; Fungi; Ascomycota; Sordariomycetes; Glomerellales; Plectosphaerellaceae. The record is from RefSeq and is a predicted model, not a curated record. The transcript has a single exon.